AUGGGAUUUACGCAACGAAUUCUUAAUAUUAUCUCAAUCUUGAUUAUUAUGGAAUCAUAUUUAUGUCAAGAUGAAUCAUAUUCGAUCAUUGUAAAUGAUGAUAUUAAUACUAUCAAUAAAUUGCCGGCCAAUCUAACAUUAACUGUCGACGAUACUCGUAUAGAGGAUACAUUCAAUAGCAAUAGUUCAAUACAGGAAACGAUUAUUGAAAAUUCAUCAACACUUAAGACACGUAAGAAAUACGCCACCGAUGAAGAAGAUUAUACUUCAAUUGAGUCGAUUAUAUUUUCUAUCCGUACAAAUCAACAAACGUCAAAAGCAAUUACUGUUCUCAUUGGAUUUGCCUAUGAAAAUAUUAGCUAUGCAUUUCAUAUUGAAAAUGGUAAACUGAACAUUAUUUUUUCACAAGGUGAAUUAUCUUAUGUUACUUUAACCACAAAGAAUGAUACAGAAUUAAUUACUGAUGGGCAAUGGCAUCAGUUGAAUGUUGAACGGUCUAAUCAAAAGUUGACAUUUACUCUUGACAAUAUUGAACAAGCGAAUGUUGAAUUACCAGAUGGUUGGCUAGCGAAAAGAAAUGUUUUCAUUGGAGCAGAAUUAAUAACUGUACCCGAUGGUAAUUUUAGCGGUAAUAUUGGUGAUAUUAGUAUUACUAAUGCCGGUCGAUCUUUAAAUCUUCGUAUUGAAGAUAAUUCAGAUGAAAGCUUGGAAAAGUCUCAAGCAACAACAACAACAACAACAACAAUUGCAUCAGUUGUGAAUCAAUCUGAAUCUCUUCGAACACUAGGCUUUCAUCCGAAUGAUAAUAAUCCAAUUAUUGUUCCAUCGGCAAUUAGAGCUUUCUUUAAAAAUCUUUCGUUUUCAUUUCGAACCUAUUCAAACCUUAGUACAAUAAUUCAAUUCGAUGAAAUUAGUUUAAAUAUUGAUAUUGAUGGUUAUUUAGCAUUGUUCAUUCAAGAUCGACAAGUACAAAGAAUUUUCUCCGAUCAAGAAGGAACACCUAUCAAUGAUGGAAAAUUCUAUUAUGUAGAAUUACAAUUAAAUGAUCAAACUCUUGAAGCAUGGAUCGAUAAGAAUAAGAAAAUUUCUAUUGAACUUUCAUCAACAUUUUUAUUUAUUGAAAAAUUUCUGUUCGGCUUAAAUAAUCGAUUUAUCGGUUGCAUAGAAAACGUAACCUAUAAUAAUGAAAUUCUCAUAUUCACAGGUUUAUCGUCGAACCGGCAGCAGUGUUUUUCGAAUAAUAUUAUAAUUAAAUCCAUCGGUGAUUCUCAUAUUGAUCGGAUUGUUUCAUUUAGAGAUAACGAUCGUCCGCUCAUUGUUAUUCUGGACAAUCCAGAAGAAUUUCACAUGUUUUCAUUAUUAUUUUAUACACAAGAAGCGAAUAGUAUUAUUGGUUCAUUAGCUGAUGAAACCUAUGAAAAUUUUAUGAUAUUAACCGUUCAAAAUGAAUAUUUAUAUUUAACAUAUUACAAUAAGGGAGAAAAAAUAAUAGAAAUGACAACGAACCGUUCAGUCAACGAUAAAAAUGAACAUAAAAUAGUUAUUAAAUUGAUUCACCAAAACGAUCUGCUAUUUGAACUCGAUGGAAACAUUAUAAUGGAAAAUAUGACCGAAAUGUUUUAUAUUAGCACGGUUUACAUUGGAAAAUUAGAUAGUUAUAUUAAAGAACAAUUUUCCAAUGUCGACGGAGCACAUUUUAUUGGUUGCAUUGAAAAUGUCAUGUUAAAUAAACAAUCAAUAGUUAAACUUGAACAUGUUAAUCAAUUAGAUCGAUUAAUAAAUACUUGUCAAAUAACUGAACGUAAACGAACAAAGGCUAUUUCAUAUAUUUCACCCGAUAUAAGUUUUUCCGUGCGUGAUCCUCAGGAUAUAAUCGAAAUUCCAAUUCUACCCAAUGAAGAAUUUUAUCAUUGUCAAAUCUCGUUUCGAACUCCAUCAUACAAUGGUAUCAUAGCAUCAAUAUAUUCAAAUGUUGACCAUCGUGUUCUUAUUCUUUUUCUAAAAGAUGGAAACUUUCAUUUAACCUAUGAUUCAACCGAUAAUAAAAGCUCUCAAUUAAUUUUUCAUGACAAUGAAACAAUUAAUGAUGGACAACAACAUUAUAUUUUAAUCUCUCAUCAAAUUUCAACGAAAAAUCUAUCUAUACAAAUCGAUAAUCGUAGUAUAAUAAUAUCUAACCUUUCAUCGUUGUCGUUAUUUUUUGAUGUUAUAACUAUUGGCGGGUCAUAUCGUGUUAUGUCUAUUAAUCAAUUUGUUGGGUGUUUCGCCAAUAUAACAUAUAAUCAUCGUCCAUUAUUACUUGAAGACAUGGUGAAAUCUGAUCGUUAUGAUUGCAUUUAUGAGCAAGAUUUGAUAUGUGAUAGACAAAUGCCUUGCAUUAAUAUUCAACCUUUACAAUUCUGUGGUCAACCAGAUUGCUCAUUAGUCUGUAUGUCAUCAUCGUUAAUUAAUGCGGAUGAUAAUAAAGGUUCACUUCAAUAUUCUGCGCAUAUUGAAUCUGGAGUCUAUGAACAAAUUCAUUUGAUGAUAUUUACAAUAUCAUCUAAUGCAGUUUUAUUUACAUCAACGAAUGGUACUAUUCAAGUAUCAAUUAUUAUUCAAAAUUAUUAUCCAAGGUUAAUCAUUCGAAAUGGUGGAAUCAUUUAUACAUACGAUUUUCCUGGCCGUGUAAGAGGCGAUCAAUGGCACGUUCUGCAAUGUCAAAAAACCAUAAAUACAAUUGAUUUAACAUUCGAUGAUGAAACACGACAUUAUACAUAUUUUAUUGAAUAUUUUAGUUUAUUUGGUGAUAAAAAAAUCUACUUAUGCGGAAAAAACUUUAUUGGAUAUGUUCAAGAUAUUAUAUUUAUGGCAGAUAAUCAUCAUGAAAAUUUAAUACAUAACGCGAUACGCAAUCCGGAAUUAAUUGAUUAUGAUUAUAGUGUUACCUGGAAUAAUCGUGCAGAUGUACCUGAACGUAAGUUAUAUUGA
Rotaria socialis is the source of this 2970-nucleotide messenger RNA. The record is from the annotation of a GenBank genome assembly. NCBI's taxonomy places the organism in Eukaryota, Metazoa, Rotifera, Eurotatoria, Philodinida, Philodinidae.